This is a messenger RNA of Monascus purpureus, 315 nucleotides long. NCBI's taxonomy places the organism in Eukaryota, Fungi, Ascomycota, Eurotiomycetes, Eurotiales, Aspergillaceae. The record is from the annotation of a GenBank genome assembly.
AUGAGGAAGGUUCGAACCAUUCCUUUCAGGUCUUCCGGUUCAUUGUUCCUGGAUAUCCGGGUGAUGCUACUCCGAUCCGUAGAAGUGGGAGUGAUUCUAUAUUUCUGUACGGGGAGUCCCUUUCAGGAUCACAUCACCUGUUACGGAAGACAACCUGAUGAUGCCUGGAUUAGAGUUAACUCUGAGACGAAACGAGGCGAGCGAGGUGUGCAUGUAAAUAGACGUCUGGCAGUGUCUGUGUCAAGCUCUGAUGCAACUUCGCCUUGCCUUUACCACUACAGUGCGGUACAACUCGACCAACAGACGCCCCCUUAG